This is a messenger RNA of Rhododendron vialii, 1035 nucleotides long. RefSeq names its product UMP-CMP kinase 3-like. Bases 170 to 799 code for a protein of 209 amino acids. Gene Ontology annotation, biological process: UDP biosynthetic process; CDP biosynthetic process; 'de novo' pyrimidine nucleobase biosynthetic process. Gene Ontology annotation, cellular component: cytoplasm; nucleus. The record is from RefSeq and is a predicted model, not a curated record. Lineage: Eukaryota; Viridiplantae; Streptophyta; Magnoliopsida; Ericales; Ericaceae. The transcript has 10 exons. Gene Ontology annotation, molecular function: ATP binding; UMP kinase activity.
AAAGGUAAACUUUGGAACGGUCCUUGAAACACUUCCAGAAUUGGGCACUCUUUGCACCUCACACCUGUCUAUAUAUUUAUUCUCAGAUCCAAGCGUUCCCUCGCUUUCUGGUCCACAUUCGAACAAGCUUCCUCAUUUCAAGGACAUUAGAAGGUUUUAGUUGGCAAUUAUGGGGACUGCUGUUGAUGCCGCAAACAAGGUGGUAAAUGAAAGCUUGCUAAGUGAAAAGAAGGUUACUGUUAUUUUUGUCUUGGGCGGCCCGGGCAGUGGAAAGGGAACUCAGUGUGCAAAUAUUGUGGAAAAUUAUGGGUACACCCAUUUGAGUGCUGGUGAUCUUCUCCGAGCAGAAAUAAAAUCUGGUUCUGAAAAUGGGACCAUGAUUCAGAACAUGAUCAAAGAGGGAAAAAUCGUACCAUCGGAGGUAACAAUUGAGCUUCUUCAACGGGCAAUACAGGAAAAUGGUAAGGACAAGUUUCUCAUUGAUGGCUUCCCUCGUAAUGAAGAAAACCGGGCAGCAUUUGAGUCUGUUACUGGUAUCGUGCCAGAGUUCGUACUGUUUUUUGAUUGUCCAGAAGAAGAGAUGGAGAGGCGCCUUUUGAGUCGGAACCAGGGAAGAGAUGAUGAUAACAUUGAAACAAUCCGAAAGCGGUUUAAUGUUUACAUGGAAUCUAGUCUCCCUGUGAUUGAGUAUUACAAUGCUAAGGGGAAGGUUAGAAAGAUUGAUGCAGCAAAGCCUGUUGAAGAGGUUUUUGAAGAUGUGAAAUCGGUUUUCAUUCCAUUGCACGAAAAGGCUGAGUAGGUGUUGCAACAAACGGAGAGAGAUCUAUUUUGAGGUGGUUUAUUCUUUUGGUCGCAUAUUAUAAUACCUUUCUUCCGGGAGCUUAUGAGCACUGUCUCUGGUUCCAUGUUAUCAUAUCCCUUGUUGAACUUUAUUAUUUUGGUAAACAUAAGGUUAUUAUACGUGAGAGGCUUUUCCCUCCACAGUCUUGUUGUCGUGAUUGCAUUCAAAUAAGAGAUUGAUACUCGUAUUACCAA